Molecule: messenger RNA, 426 nt
Organism: Mesorhabditis spiculigera
Lineage: Eukaryota; Metazoa; Nematoda; Chromadorea; Rhabditida; Rhabditidae
Source: the annotation of a GenBank genome assembly
AUGAGCAGCCGAACGGAAGCGGACAUCGACAAGGAAUAUCUCUCUUCAUUGGAGCAAAAGCUGAAAAAACUGAGAGACCCGAAAGGCAAGAAGUCAACUUCGAAAGCCCUGAUUAGCGACUUAGCCGCUCAGAAAGAACAUCAGCUCUUUAAAUUAAUCACAACGGACGUUGGCUCGGCGUCUAGUGGAUUCGACGACAAUUUCGUCGAGAUUCAGCCAAAUAUUCUGCAGAGAAAAAUUGCCCCUCACACGUGUGCGAUCAACACGCAAGAAAAGUUGCGGCUGGUAAAGCACGACAUUAUUCAGGCCCUUCACCAAGAGCUUGAAGAGGAGCGGAAACAAGCAGCAGAAGAACAAACCGACGAGCAAGUCACUGAAGCUCAAGCCGCGCUGCAGAUCGUGGCCCUCAAGGAGGACGCUAAAAAA